AUGCUGAAGACCGUCCUGCUCCUGGACGGGAGUGAGGCGAUGAAUAGCUCCGCCGACUACCUUCCCACACGGCUGCUUGCUUUGCGUCCUCAGCUGGGAAGAUUUGUCCACGCCUACCUUGACGCCAACCCGUUGGCCUCUCUUGGGGUUGUCACGAUGCGAGACGGUGUGGCGCACCGCCUCAACUCAUGCACCACAAACGCCUCGGACAUCAUUCAAACAUUAGAGGUGAAAUAUUUUCUUUUUGGUGGGUCUGGGGCGAUGUCGUUGGAGAAUGGGCUUCGUUUUGCCCUCUCAGAACUCGUGGAUAUGAAGCGCAUCGCCAAACGUGUGCGACGGACCGAGCCCCAUGCCGGCGGCAAGGAGGCACGAGAGGAACCCACGGCGCGGCUUCGAAUCCUUCUGGUCUCCUCCUCCGUCACCGUCAUUGACCCCCAUGACGUUUUCGGCGUGAUAAAGAUGAUGGCAAAACUUCGUGUACGUGUCGACGUGAUUUCUUUUUGCGGUGCGGUGCAUGUGUUUGGGGAGGCGGCGGUGUCCACCGGUGGGACACUCUACACUCCCAUGAAUUACGACCAUCUCACCGAGGUCCUAGGGCUUCUUGCUUCCCCGGACAAACACCACGUUUGUCAGGAGGAAAGACCGGCGAUGAUUCGGAUCGGGUUUCCUGUUUACAUUAACUGCAAGGAACCAGAAGGUGGGGAAGGAGGAAGCACAAAUUACGUUGCAUGCCCGCAGUGUGCGCUGGUACAGACCUCCAUUCCAUCCACUUGCCCUCUCUGCAAGCUGUUGCUCUGCAGUGCCCCGCUCAUACACAACACCUUCAUCGCACACAAUGAACUUUGUCCGGUCUCUGAAAAUGUGGUAGAUGCAUUUGAGGGUACUGAUAAACCCACGGAGGAUUACUUGAAUGAGCGAUGCUCGUUGUGUCAAUAUGGAAUGAUGGGCGAGGAUGGAAGAGCUCUCGUUUGGCGAUGCAACUCCUGCCAUUGCUUGCGUUGUGUCUCGUGUGAGAAGUAUGUGCGGGAACGCAUCGGUCUUUGCCCAACCUGCAUUGCCUCUCCGCUGUAG
Trypanosoma cruzi is the source of this 1071-nucleotide messenger RNA. Its product is annotated as DNA repair and transcription factor protein, putative. The record is from RefSeq and is a predicted model, not a curated record. Gene Ontology annotation, cellular component: transcription factor TFIIH holo complex. Gene Ontology annotation, biological process: regulation of transcription by RNA polymerase II; nucleotide-excision repair. The transcript has a single exon. Bases 1 to 1071 code for a protein of 356 amino acids. NCBI's taxonomy places the organism in Eukaryota, Euglenozoa, Kinetoplastea, Trypanosomatida, Trypanosomatidae.